GGACAGCGAGGAAGGCGGGUGGUGGGGCUAGGGGCCUGAAACGGCGGUAUCGGGGUUGGCGGCGGCAGCUGAGGCCUUGGCCGAAGCCGCGCGAACCUCAGGGCAAGAUGCUUGGAACUGGGCCCACCGCCGCGGCUGCCGCUGCCACAUCUAGCAACGUGAGCGUUCUGCAGCAGUUUGCCAGUGGCUUGAAGAGCCGGAGUGAGGAGACCAGGGCCAAAGCUGCCAAGGAGCUCCAGCACUAUGUCACCAUGGAGCUGCGUGAGAUGAGUCAAGAGGAGUCUACUCGCUUCUAUGACCAGCUGAACCAUCACAUUUUUGAAUUGGUUUCCAGCUCAGAUGCCAAUGAGAGGAAAGGUGGCAUCUUGGCCAUCGCCAGCCUCAUAGGAGUGGAAGGCGGGAAUGCUACCCGAAUUGGCAGAUUUGCCAACUAUCUUCGGAACCUUCUCCCCUCCAAUGACCCAGUUGUCAUGGAAAUGGCCUCCAAGGCCAUUGGCCGCCUAGCUAUGGCAGGGGACACUUUCACUGCUGAGUAUGUGGAAUUUGAGGUGAAGCGAGCCCUGGAAUGGCUGGGUGCUGACCGCAACGAGGGCCGGAGACAUGCAGCUGUCCUGGUUCUCCGUGAGCUGGCUAUCAGCGUCCCCACCUUCUUCUUCCAGCAAGUGCAGCCCUUCUUUGACAACAUAUUUGUGGCUGUGUGGGAUCCUAAGCAAGCCAUCCGGGAGGGGGCUGUAGCCGCCCUCCGUGCCUGUCUGAUUCUCACCACUCAGCGGGAGCCAAAGGAGAUGCAGAAACCUCAGUGGUACAGGCACACAUUUGAAGAAGCAGAGAAAGGGUUUGAUGAGACCUUGGCCAAAGAGAAGGGCAUGAAUCGUGAUGAUCGGAUCCAUGGAGCAUUGCUAAUCCUCAAUGAGCUGGUCCGAAUCAGCAGCAUGGAGGGUGAGCGUCUGAGAGAAGAAAUGGAAGAAAUCACACAGCAGCAGCUUGUGCACGACAAGUACUGCAAAGAUCUCAUGGGCUUUGGGACGAAGCCUCGUCACAUUACCCCCUUCACCAGUUUCCAGGCUGUACAGCCCCAGCAGUCAAAUGCCUUGGUGGGGCUGCUGGGGUACAGUUCUCACCAAGGCCUCAUGGGAUUUGGGGCUUCCCCCAGCCCAGCUAAGUCCACCCUGGUGGAAAGCCGGUGUUGCAGAGACUUGAUGGAAGAGAAAUUUGAUCAGGUGUGCCAGUGGGUGCUGAAAUGCAGGAAUAGCAAGAACUCGCUGAUCCAAAUGACAAUCCUUAAUUUGUUGCCCCGCUUGGCUGCAUUCCGACCUUCUGCCUUCACAGAUACCCAGUACCUCCAAGAUACCAUGAACCAUGUCCUCAGCUGUGUCAAGAAGGAGAAGGAACGGACAGCAGCGUUCCAGGCCCUAGGGCUACUUUCAGUGGCUGUGAGGUCCGAGUUUAAGGUCUACUUGCCUCGCGUGCUGGACAUUAUCCGAGCAGCCCUGCCCCCUAAAGACUUUGCCCAUAAGAGACAGAAGGCAAUGCAGGUGGAUGCCACAGUGUUCACAUGCAUCAGCAUGCUGGCACGAGCAAUGGGCCCGGGCAUCCAACAGGACAUCAAAGAGCUGCUGGAGCCCAUGCUGGCGGUGGGCCUGAGCCCUGCCCUCACUGCUGUGCUCUAUGACCUGAGCCGCCAGAUUCCGCAGCUGAAGAAGGACAUUCAAGAUGGGCUUCUGAAGAUGCUGUCUCUAGUCCUUAUGCAUAAACCCCUCCGCCACCCAGGCAUGCCCAAAGGCCUCGCCCACCAGCUGGCCUCCCCUGGCCUCACCACUCUCCCUGAGGCCAGUGAUGUGGGCAGCAUCACUCUUGCCCUCCGAACCCUUGGCAGCUUUGAAUUUGAAGGCCACUCUCUCACCCAGUUUGUCCGCCACUGUGCGGAUCAUUUCCUGAACAGUGAACACAAGGAGAUACGCAUGGAAGCUGCCCGUACCUGCUCCCGCCUGCUCACACCCUCCAUCCACCUCAUCAGCGGCCAUGCCCAUGUGGUUAGCCAGACUGCAGUGCAAGUUGUAGCAGAUGUGCUCAGCAAACUGCUCGUAGUUGGGAUAACAGAUCCCGACCCUGACAUCCGCUACUGUGUCUUGGCGUCCUUGGAUGAGCGCUUUGAUGCACACCUGGCCCAGGCAGAGAAUUUGCAGGCCCUGUUUGUGGCCCUGAAUGACCAGGUGUUUGAAAUCCGGGAACUGGCCAUCUGCACUGUGGGCCGACUCAGUAGCAUGAAUCCGGCCUUUGUCAUGCCUUUCCUGCGCAAGAUGCUCAUCCAGAUUUUGACAGAGCUGGAGCACAGUGGCAUUGGGAGAAUUAAAGAGCAGAGUGCCCGCAUGCUGGGGCACCUAGUCUCCAAUGCCCCCCGACUCAUCCGCCCCUACAUGGAGCCUAUACUGAAGGCUUUAAUUCUGAAACUGAAAGAUCCAGACCCUGACCCAAACCCAGGUGUGAUCAAUAAUGUCUUGGCCACAAUUGGAGAAUUGGCUCAGGUUAGUGGCUUAGAAAUGAGGAAAUGGGUUGAUGAACUUUUUAUCAUCAUAAUGGACAUGCUCCAGGAUUCCUCUCUCUUGGCCAAAAGGCAGGUGGCUUUGUGGACCCUGGGGCAAUUGGUGGCCAGCACUGGCUAUGUGGUGGAGCCCUAUAGGAAGUACCCCACCUUGCUUGAGGUGCUGCUGAAUUUUCUGAAGACUGAGCAGAACCAGGGCACACGGAGAGAGGCUAUCCGCGUGUUAGGGCUCUUAGGGGCUUUGGAUCCCUAUAAGCACAAGGUGAACAUCGGCAUGAUUGACCAGUCUCGGGACGCUUCUGCUGUCAGCCUGUCAGAAUCCAAGUCAAGUCAGGAUUCCUCUGACUAUAGCACCAGUGAAAUGCUGGUCAACAUGGGAAACCUGCCCCUGGACGAGUUCUACCCAGCUGUGUCCAUGGUGGCCCUGAUGCGGAUCUUCCGAGACCAGUCCCUGUCUCACCAUCACACCAUGGUUGUCCAAGCCAUCACCUUCAUCUUCAAGUCCUUGGGGCUCAAGUGUGUGCAGUUCCUGCCUCAAGUCAUGCCCACAUUCCUUAAUGUCAUUCGAGUCUGUGAUGGGGCCAUCCGGGAA
Messenger RNA from Castor canadensis (American beaver), 3134 nucleotides. Lineage: Eukaryota; Metazoa; Chordata; Mammalia; Rodentia; Castoridae. The record is from RefSeq and is a predicted model, not a curated record.